AUGGCUUUCAUCCAAAUCCUAAUCCUUGCUGCCGUAUUGUUCUGGUUCGCCCAACUUCGCAAGCUUUCUGUCAACUACCGCAAUGCUCGAAAGACCGGGCUCCGUGUUAUUUGCGCACCUCUAGAUCCCUACAGCCUCUCCUUCCAGGUGCUAACAGGCCUCUUCCGCCCAGUUAUAAUGCAAUUACCUGAUUUCUUGACACUUGGGAUUAAAGUCAUGGACUUCGAGUGGUCGUGGAAAGCGGGCGACACGGUUCAUAAAGAGCUCGGACUUAAUUUCAUCAUUGCUACUCCUUCAGGGAAUGUUCUAGUCACAGCAGAUCCAGUGGCACUUGCUUAUAUGCUACAGAGAAGAAAGGAGUUUAUAAAGCCGGACCUUUACAGCGAAUUGAAUGUUGGAGUUGACGAGUAUUCAGAAAUUAUGGAUAUCUUUGGCCGGAACGUAGAUACUGUCAACGGCGAGGAGUGGGCUCGCCAGCGCAAACUCACAGCUCCAUGCUUCAACGAACGUGUUUCUGGUCUCGUUUGGGAUGAAUCCCUACGACAAGCACGGUCAAUGCUCUCAUCCUGGCUUUCGUCUCCUGAUAACAAAGUCUCCAAUAUGCCAGAUGACACGCGAACUGUAGCGCUCCAUGUUCUUUCCGCUGCAGGCCUCGGCAUCUCUCACGACUUUUCUGCAGGUAUGGGGAAGCCAGCUAAGAACCAUAGCAUGUCCCACCGCGAGUCUUUGAUGACAAUCUUGCAUAACUUGGUCACGGUCCUGCUUGUCUCGCAGAUGGGGGACUUGGCUCCGCUGCUUCCGAAAAAACUUCAGAAUAUCCGACUUGCUAUUAAAGAGUUCGGGCAAUAUAUGGAUGAAAUGAUUGCCCAUGAGCGGGAUGCCAUGGAGAAAGACCAAGGCCUGUCCAAACCCAAUCUGAUCAGCACACUAAUCCGAACUUCUGACCAAUCCAAAGACGAAGGUGUUAACUCUACUGUGAGGUUGACGGAUGAAGAGAUCAAAGGCAAUAUCUUCAUCUUCAACUUUGCUGGACAUGAUACUACCGCAAAUACGUUGGCUUACGCGAUUUCCCUCUUGGCUGUGUAUCCCGAGAUUCAAGAGUGGGUUGCUGAGGAAGUGGAUCAAGUGCUGGGAAAGGAGGACUAUCCGAUAUAUGAGGAGGCGUAUCCAAAAUUGAAGCGGGUGCAGGCCGUUAUGUACGAAACCCUCCGCCUUUAUGGCCCGGCGCCUCUAGUUCCCCGCGGCAUCCUCAACCCUAAUACACCAAUCCACCUCACCAACCCAAAUGACCCCUUAACCCCAACCAUUAUCAUCCCACCACCCAACACUCAAAUCUCCCUGAAUUACCACGGCUCCCACACAUCAUCCUCCGUCUUCCCUACCCCACAGUCUUUCACCCCUAGCCGUUGGAUCCAAGCAAACGAACACCUGAACGACGAAGUUCUACUUCCUGCCCCUCUUGGUUACCAAGCGUGGUCUCUUGGCCCGAGAGUCUGCCCGGGCAUGAAGUUUUCUCAGGUUGAGUUCACGGCGGUGUUGGCUACUGUGUUGAGAGGUAGUCGUGUGGAACCGAGUACGGAGUCUAAUCCGAAAGGGAAGAAGGUAGCGGACCUGGAGGUCUGUAGAAAGGAGGUGUUAGCGCUAGUCCGGGAUUCGGGGCUUUUUGGUGGAACGUUGAGUAUGCGGAAGCCCGGAGAUUUGUGCUUGAAGAUCGUGGGAAGAUAGG
Molecule: messenger RNA, 1726 nt
Organism: Lindgomyces ingoldianus
Lineage: Eukaryota; Fungi; Ascomycota; Dothideomycetes; Pleosporales; Lindgomycetaceae
Product: cytochrome P450
Exons: 4
Coding region: 1-1725 (574 amino acids)
Molecular function (GO): monooxygenase activity; oxidoreductase activity, acting on paired donors, with incorporation or reduction of molecular oxygen; heme binding
Source: RefSeq, a predicted model, not a curated record